Molecule: messenger RNA, 1011 nt
Organism: Daucus carota subsp. sativus
Lineage: Eukaryota; Viridiplantae; Streptophyta; Magnoliopsida; Apiales; Apiaceae
Product: NDR1/HIN1-like protein 3
Exons: 1
Coding region: 115-828 (237 amino acids)
Biological process (GO): defense response to other organism
Cellular component (GO): plasmodesma; plasma membrane
Source: RefSeq, a predicted model, not a curated record
AAAAUUAAAAAUAAUAUAAAAAUUCCCCUAUAUAUUCACACAAGCCCCCCGUCGCGUUACAACUACACAUCACUCCCUUUUAUCCCCUUUUCAAUCCGACCCUUUCGCACUCCAAUGAAAGAAACGCCACAACCAACCCUAAACGGCGCCUUCUACGGCCCCUCAAUCCCACCGGAAAAAUCCUACCACCGUCCCGGCCGCAGCCGCGGCGGAGGCUGCGGCUUCUUCAACUGCUGCUGCGGCUGUCUCUGUAGCUGCAUCUUCAAUCUCAUCUUCCAGAUCCUCUUCACAAUUCUCCUCAUCGCCGCUAUCAUAAUCUUCAUCUUCUGGCUGAUUUUUCGCCCAAAUCCCGUGAAAUUCCACGUCACCGAGGCCUCUUUGACGCAAUUCGAUCUCUCUACAAACAACACUCUCUACUAUAAUCUGGCUCUGAACAUGACCGUUAGGAACCCGAAUAAGCGUAUCGGAAUUUACUACGAUCAGAUCGAGGUGAGAGCUUUGUACAAAGGCGAGAGAUUCGCGGUGACUAAUUUGACCAGGUUUUAUCAGGGGCACAAGAAGACUGAUUAUUUGAGCCCCGUGUUUAAAGGACAGAAUUUAUUAGUGCUCGAGAAGAACGAUUUGUCGAAAUUCAAUUCGGAGAAAGAUUCGGGGAUUUAUUCGAUUGAUUUGAAGAUGUAUUUGAAAGUUCGAUUCAAGUUAGCUUUGUUCAAGACUAUGAAGUUUAAGCCGAAGAUCGAGUGUAAUUUGAAGGUACCGUUGGAUUCUAAAGGCAAAGUUUCGGGUAAUUUUACGGCUACUAAGUGCGAUUUCGAUUGGAGGCAUUGAUCGAGAGAAUGUUUUAAUUCAAUCGAUUUGUAUUUUCUUGUGGCGAUAUUGCUCGAUUAUGUUUGAUUUACUAGUUGUUUUGUUCUCUGAGUACUGUUAGUCCAGCAGCAGUAGUGGAUGAUAUGACCUGCAUAUUAUAUCGAUAGAAUAUUAUUUUAUUAUAUUUCGAAUUCAAAUUUUAAA